AUGUUUAAAUUCAUUUUAACACUAAGUUUAUUGUUCUUAUUCAAUAUUUUCGUUGUAAAUACUAAAGAAUCUUUUAAGAAUAUCAUUUUUAAUUUUCAUAAUAAAAUACGUGAAGAUGUUCUUAAAGGUGUUUUACAGAAUCAACCAAAAGCUAAAUCGAUGCCUAAACUUACAUGGAAUAAACUUUUAGCUAAGAAAGCUAGAAAUCAUGUGAAAAAAUGUAUUCUUGAUAGUGGAGAUCUUGGUGAUUUGUAUGUUGGUAAAUUUGAUUCAGUUGGACAAACUGUCGCAGAACAUACAACAAUACAAAACAUAUUAGAUACUUGGCUGGAAGAGAAAAAUGAAUAUGAUUUUGACAAGAACACAUGUAACAAUGAAUGUGGAAAUUAUAAGCAAAUAGUUUGGUCUAAUACAACAGAAAUCGGUUGUGGUUCAAAUAAAUGUGGUAAUAAAUAUAUGGUCGUGUGUAAUUAUGCUCCAGGAGCUGAUGAUGGGAGACCAUAUGUAAAGGAUUCUGGAAAGGAAGUUGAAGAUGAUUAAACGAAAUUUUCUCAUGAUUGAAAAUUGCUUAUUUUGAAUCGAAA
Messenger RNA from Schistosoma turkestanicum, 584 nucleotides. Lineage: Eukaryota; Metazoa; Platyhelminthes; Trematoda; Strigeidida; Schistosomatidae. The record is from the annotation of a GenBank genome assembly.